Messenger RNA from Oxyura jamaicensis (ruddy duck), 1682 nucleotides. RefSeq names its product tubulin alpha-1A chain. Bases 153 to 1508 code for a protein of 451 amino acids. Gene Ontology annotation, cellular component: cytoplasm; microtubule. NCBI's taxonomy places the organism in Eukaryota, Metazoa, Chordata, Aves, Anseriformes, Anatidae. The transcript is spliced from 4 exons. Gene Ontology annotation, biological process: mitotic cell cycle; microtubule cytoskeleton organization. The record is from RefSeq and is a predicted model, not a curated record. Gene Ontology annotation, molecular function: structural constituent of cytoskeleton; GTP binding.
CCCGCCCCGCCUCGGUCCCCCCCCCCGCCACCUCCACCGCCCCCGUCCCGGCCCUAUAAAGCCCCGCGCCCAGCCGCCGGCAUCGCCCUGCCUCUUACAUCGGCCGCCUCAGCGUCGUGCUGUGAGAGUCCCCCCAGAGCCGAGCAGCCGCCAUGCGUGAGUGCAUCUCCAUCCAUGUGGGCCAAGCGGGCGUGCAGAUCGGCAAUGCGUGCUGGGAGCUGUACUGCCUGGAGCACGGCAUCCAGCCCGACGGGCAGAUGCCCAGCGACAAGACCAUCGGCGGGGGGGACGACUCCUUCAACACCUUCUUCAGUGAGACGGGGGCCGGCAAGCACGUGCCCCGGGCUGUCUUCGUGGACCUGGAGCCCACGGUGAUCGACGAGGUGCGCACGGGGACGUACCGGCAGCUCUUCCACCCCGAGCAGCUGAUCACGGGCAAGGAGGAUGCGGCCAACAACUACGCGCGGGGGCACUACACCAUCGGCAAGGAGAUCAUCGACCUGGUGCUCGACCGCAUCCGCAAGCUGGCUGACCAGUGCACGGGGCUGCAGGGCUUCCUGGUGUUCCACAGCUUCGGGGGCGGCACCGGCUCCGGCUUCACCUCCCUGCUCAUGGAGCGCCUCUCGGUCGACUAUGGCAAGAAGUCCAAGCUGGAGUUCUCCAUCUACCCGGCCCCGCAGGUCUCCACGGCCGUGGUGGAGCCCUACAACUCCAUCCUCACCACCCACACCACGCUGGAGCACUCCGACUGCGCCUUCAUGGUGGACAACGAGGCCAUCUACGACAUCUGCCGCAGGAACCUGGACAUCGAGAGGCCCACCUACACCAACCUCAACAGGCUGAUAGGCCAGAUCGUGUCCUCCAUCACGGCCUCCCUGCGCUUCGACGGGGCCCUGAACGUUGACCUGACGGAGUUCCAGACCAACCUGGUGCCGUACCCCCGCAUCCACUUCCCCCUGGCCACCUACGCCCCCGUCAUCUCUGCCGAGAAGGCUUACCACGAGCAGCUCUCGGUGGCCGAGAUCACCAACGCCUGCUUUGAGCCGGCCAACCAGAUGGUGAAGUGCGACCCGCGGCACGGCAAGUACAUGGCGUGCUGCCUGCUGUACCGCGGGGACGUGGUGCCCAAGGAUGUCAACGCCGCCAUUGCCACCAUCAAGACCAAGCGCAGCAUCCAGUUCGUGGACUGGUGCCCGACUGGUUUCAAGGUGGGCAUCAACUACCAGCCUCCCACGGUGGUGCCUGGGGGGGACCUGGCCAAGGUGCAGCGCGCCGUCUGCAUGCUGAGCAACACCACGGCCAUCGCCGAGGCCUGGGCCCGCCUGGACCACAAGUUUGACCUGAUGUACGCCAAGCGUGCCUUUGUGCACUGGUACGUGGGGGAGGGCAUGGAGGAGGGGGAGUUCUCGGAGGCCAGGGAGGACAUGGCCGCCCUGGAGAAGGAUUACGAGGAGGUGGGGGUGGACUCGGUGGAAGGGGAGGGAGAGGAGGAAGGGGAGGAGUACUAAACCUUCACAACGGUGCUGCUCAACAGGGAACAAAUGUAGUGGAAGACCCCCCGGAGGGUCUGUAGCAGUGGGUGUGCCGCUGGCUGUGCUGUUAAAUGGUCUGUGAAAUGGAAAAGUCUGUUACGGGCCCACCCGUCCUCUCCCGUGGGUCUGAAUAAAAAGCAUUCCCUGUCC